Messenger RNA from Salvelinus fontinalis (brook trout), 1151 nucleotides. Its product is annotated as transmembrane emp24 domain-containing protein 11-like. NCBI's taxonomy places the organism in Eukaryota, Metazoa, Chordata, Actinopteri, Salmoniformes, Salmonidae. The transcript is spliced from 5 exons. Bases 385 to 1029 code for a protein of 214 amino acids. The record is from RefSeq and is a predicted model, not a curated record. Gene Ontology annotation, biological process: endoplasmic reticulum to Golgi vesicle-mediated transport; Golgi organization; intracellular protein transport. Gene Ontology annotation, cellular component: COPII-coated ER to Golgi transport vesicle; endoplasmic reticulum-Golgi intermediate compartment; Golgi apparatus.
UAUUCCUGGUUGUUUCUCAAGUUGGUCUUAAUUCAAACCAAUGACAACUGAUGGAAAAUGACUGGGAAAAGUAACAGGAAAAAGAGAAAGACAGGUUCUUGGCUUUUGAUAAAUGACAGUCUUUGCGAGUAGGUUUCACGAUGGUACAGUGAACAUUAGUUAAUAAGUGAACUAUUUCAUGUUUCUUUAUCAAUACAUGUAGGCGUCUACUACUUGCCAGGCUUAUCAGUUUCUCUGUUGGCCUUGGGUACCCCCUCAAACUCACAGUUUGGCUGGUCAGUCGCAGCAACAGCAGGUGUACAUUUUCACACCAGAGUCGCCUGCACACGAGCAACCAUAAGGCUCAUUAUAUUAAUUUAAGUUGGUCACAUCUUGUAUGUCAAAAUGAAUGUGAGGGGCAUUGGGCUGUGGAUGCUGUGUUACCUAGUGCUGACGGCUGCUAUGUACUUUGAUCUGGGUGAGCAGGAGGAGAAAUGCCUCAUCGAGGAGAUUCCAGGCGACAUGCUGGUCACAGGUUAUUUUCUUUUGGAGAAUUGGGAUGCAAAAAAUAACCUUAACUCCCCUCAUCUUGGCCUCACUAUCACUGUGCGAGAUCCAAACCAUGAUAUACUGAUGAAAAAAAGAUAUGGCAGAUUUGGAAAAUUCACAUUCACAUCCCACGCUUCUGGCCCACAUUGGUUGUGCAUGCAGUCCAACUCAACAAGGUUUUCAGUUUUCGCCGGUGAAAGGCUGAGGAUUCAUUUUGAUGUUCAGAUGGGAGAGCACUCCAUUGACCCCAGUGUUGAGAGACACAAAGACACAGUCCAGACCAUGGAGUACAGCCUGGAGCACCUGAGGGACCAGAUCCUAUACAUCACCAGGCAGCAAGACUUCCAGAGGGAAAGAGAGGAGACUUUCCGUCAAAUCAGUGAAGAAACCAAUGGGAAAGUUUUGUGGUGGGCUGUUGUGCAGACUUCCGUUCUACUAUCAGUUGGAUUUUGGCAAAUCAAAAGACUGAAAGACUUCUUGAUUGCAAAGAAGUUGGUUUGAUAUGCUUGGCUUUAGGGCAGGAUUUAUAUAUUGCAGUACAAUGCAAAGUGGCUACUAGAGUCAACGGCUAUUCCAAAACUAGACUUACAUCAAGUGCUGAUGCAUCUAUUUUACUGUACAUU